Rhipicephalus microplus (southern cattle tick) is the source of this 2646-nucleotide messenger RNA. RefSeq names its product glycerol-3-phosphate phosphatase. NCBI's taxonomy places the organism in Eukaryota, Metazoa, Arthropoda, Arachnida, Ixodida, Ixodidae. The record is from RefSeq and is a predicted model, not a curated record. Gene Ontology annotation, molecular function: phosphatase activity. Gene Ontology annotation, cellular component: cytoplasm.
AACGUCACACUUGUCACGUGUCUUUACGUCACGGAAAAAAAAUGGCUGAUUUGGGUCGGUGUCGUCUGCUUACAAAAGAAAUUCUGAAGAACGAAUUGAUCAAUUCAAUCACGUACGUUUGCGUGGAUUGCGAUGGCGUCUUGUGGCGGGCGAACAAUGCCAUCCCUGGAUCCUCGGAAGCGUUAUCUUUGCUUCGAAAACUUUGCAAAAAAGUGCUCUUCGUGACGAACAACAGCUCGAAGUCUCGGCGAGGGUAUCUCGCCAAGAUGCAUCAGUUGAAGUUCGAAGCGAGCCUCGACGAAAUAAUUACGGCACCCUACUGCGUUGUGCUUCACCUGAAGCAGUUGAAUUUCACCGGAAAAAUUUAUCUCGUCGCCAGCACCGGUCUUCGCGACGAACUCAACGAAGGGGGAUUUACGACGCUGCCUGUCGGGCCGGACACAACUGGCCCAGACUGGCUGAAGUUUUGUCUGGAAGAAGUUAAGAUCGAGCCUGGUGUGAAGGCUGUUGUCUGUGGCUUCGAUGAGCACUUGAGCUUCAAUAAGUGCCUCAGGGCUGCGACCUACCUGAAAGACAAGGACUGCCUUUUCCUCGCCACCAACGCAGACGAAACGUACCCGUGCACCAACCUGGACAUCGUUGUACCUGGGUCCGGCUGCAUGCUAGCAGCGGUCCGCACAGCCGCUAUGCGUCAGCCCACGGUUCUCGGAAAACCAGAGCAGCACAUGGUCGAUUGCAUCAAGUACGUCUGCCCGGACCUGGUGGCAGCAAAGACACUCAUGAUUGGAGACAGGCUAAACACGGACAUCAUGAUGGGCCGUCGAGCUGGCAUGAAGACUCUUCUCGUGGGAUCCGGCAUCCAUCACCUGGACGACGUACGCAAGCUGGUGUCCGAAGGGAAGAACAAUGAUGCGCCAGAUUUCUUCGUGCCCAAACUCGGCGACAUUGUAGAGAUGCUGGCGUAGCCAUUCAUGCCACUGUGUUACACAUAAGUAGGUGAAAAUUCGACUGCUGAAUCCUGUCGGACAGUAAUUUGUAGACGUCACAUACAUUCAGCGUAAACCUGGUGGUAGCGUGAGUGUGCAUAGGGCCAGGAAUCGGUGAAGGUUUAUUUGAAAGGUAGUCCUCACCUAAAGAUUGUCAACCUUGUUUGCCUCCCCCCUAUAGUGGCAGCCAGUAAAAGUCUGUCUGUGACGUUUAAGGUUGUUUAUGUGUACAAAUGUUAUGGUAGAUAUUUAUCAGCUUUACCCGUGGCUUGCGGAUUUGUGUCAUCGUACAUUACCCUCGUUUUGUUGGUUCAUGCAAGUUUGUCAUGUGCAAAAAUAUAAGAUGUGAAGUUUUUUCUCUUUGUAGGAUUUAAAUGUUCUUUUAGAAGAUAGACACUAAAUGUUAAAAAUAAAUUAGCGGAGCUCAGUGGCGAUGAAGUAUGAGAGAUGAGCAACAGCUGUCGUUGCUAAUGGUAUAGACGUUAAAUAGCUGCGUUUGUAGUUUGAUUUUGAUCGCCCUCCGUGCUUGAAGAUACCCAAACUAUUAGUUCAACCAUCAAGGUGCUAGAAAUUUCUGCUUGUUGCAUUGCAGAGGUUUUACAGCGAAAGCUGUUAUAAAAUCACAGCAAGGGUGCCAUAGUUGUCCGCCGCUGCCAGUGUCUGUAACGUCAAGUAUGAAACGGGGUUCGAACCUGGUUCCUCUUCGCGCCAGCCCAGUAUUCUAUCGCUGAGACACACCGGGGCACGAAACUCCUGUGCACAAAAACAUUAUACAAACGUUAUUUUGGAAGGGAACAGCGUUAACACGGGCGAUAUGACGGGAUUGAAGAGUAAAAAGACAACCUGGCAUCACAAUCUAAAUUGUGUAACCAGAAGUCACACUAUAUGAAUUGCAUUAUGAGUGAGUCGUUGGAUGCUUUCAACCCAUUGGAAAGGGCUAUGCCAUAAUUGUUCGUGAUCAGCCACAGACUCAAUUAAUGGAGUUGUGGGUACCUUGCAAGUGUACUUGUACACCAAAACACCAUGAGGUUUUGCUAUGGGUUAUAGAAAUAGUGUUCUUCCAGCUUUCAUUGUGCUUUCCAUGCAGGCCUGGCAUAUUUUUUUUUCCAUAAUGAAUCAAAUGUAACUUUUGUUCGAGUUUAGUACGCUAGCAGGCUUAACAUUCAAAAGGUUUUCGUUACUGCGAAAUUCUUGUAGGACUCACAAGUAAAAAAUAUCUGGCAUCCAGCUUUGAAUCCACAAAUGGUACUAGAAGUCACCUGCGGCCCGUAUCUGCAUCCCUUGAAUGAGAAUUGAAGUUCCAAUGCAAAUGAAAGGUGAUCUAAUAUAGCAAGUGUGCACCAAGUGAUUAGAAGCAAUCAAGUGAACAAGGUGAAUAAAAUGCAAAUUAAAGUUAACUAAAGUAUAUUUAAGGGUGAACUAAAUGUGGCCACAUGUUAAAUAAAGUUAGUAAAUGUGUAUUACACGCAAAUUAACAAUGAAACAAAUGUUAAGGUGAUGCAAAGUGAAUUGAGUGUGAAUUGACAGCAUAUUAAAUCUGAGAGCACAGGCUUUUGGCUGUGCUGUUUUUUUAGUGUUAGCCAAAUUUACUGAAUUUUUUAAACUACGGUGCUUAAUGUUUCAAAAGUUUCUUUAUAUGAAUAUUAAAAAAUUUGGCUAA